CAUCGCGAGGCCCUGUGACGUCGGCCGCUCCCCUGCGCUCCCUCUAGCAGCCAGUCAGAGAAGGGAUGCUCUGAACGCAAGACUGCAGCAUCUUCACCGAGAGAACGAGCAGGGAAAAAAAAAACACGUCUCUUUCUCUGUGUGUUUUUCCAACUCCACGACUCCGGACCCUCUUCACCCACCCCGUCACCCCUGGGUGUCUUCAUGAUCGGAGCCAGAACAGGAUAAGAAGAAAGAAAUUAUACUUAUAUAAUAGCCUACAAAUAACGCAUCGGAUUUUUAUUUUUUUUUUUAUUAUUGCUUCAACGACCUUUUUUCUUUCUUCGGUUGAUAUCGCCUCUUUGUCCUUCGGUAUUGUUAUUUUAUUUUAUUUGUUGUUCCGUUUCGCUGGCUGUUGCAGAGGAGCGCCACCAUCCCUGCCAUCCUGACAUGAGUACGCUCUUUUAUCUGGUUGCAGCGGAAUGACACACAUAUCCUAGCUCUCAUAUCAGAAGGUUGAUGGAAGAUUGACGCUCCAUCUGCACGUUUUCAGUAGCCUAUAGACCAAUCUCCAUCUGCAGAGGUUUCGGAAUUUUUUUUUUUUUCCGCUCUCUGACUCGCUCAUCCGCCACUCCAGCGUUUCUUUUCUUUCUGUCCCUGCGCAGCAUCUCUGUACGCACGGCGCACUACGGAGAAACGCGCAGCUAACCUUCUCCGUCCGUAAGAAACAGGCGUAUUUUUCUAAUUCCCCAAAUCGAUUUUCGCCUUCUCCGAGGACUCAUCUGUACGGCUACGCUGCGUGAAAAAAAAAAAAAAAAGAAAAGACGAGAAAAAGGGGGGAUUUAAAACGCUAACGCAGCCCAAGCAUCCAAGAGCAAGCUCGAAAAUGAUGGCCGGCGGAGCAGUACAGCAAAACGGGAUUUUUUCAAAUCCUCACCAUCACAAUCAACAACCACACAUGGAGUCCGAUCCCCCGGACUCACGUAAAAGACCCCUGGAGACUCCGACGGAGGCCAGCAGCACCAAACGCACAAACACAGGAGUGGCCUUCCUGCAGCCCCUAUUUGAAACUGAAGGCAUUGUAUUCCCUCACCAAGAAACUGAGACUCAUGAGGAAGGCGAGUACUUCCUGAAGGUUUUGAUUCCCAGCUAUGCGGCGGGUUCUAUCAUCGGUAAGGGAGGUCAGACCAUCGUCCAGCUGCAGAAAGAGACCGGAGCCACCAUCAAACUGUCCAAAUCCAAAGACUUCUAUCCCGGGACGACAGAGCGGGUGUGUCUGAUCCAGGGGACGGUGGAGGCGCUGAACGGUGUCCAUGACUUCAUUGCUGAGAAGGUGAGGGAGAUGCCUCAGAGCACCCAGAAGACAGAGCCUGUCAGCAUCCUGCAGCCACAGACCACCGUCAACCCCGACCGCGUCAAACAGGCCAAGCUGAUUGUCCCCAACAGCACGGCGGGGCUGAUCAUCGGUAAAGGUGGAGCCACAGUUAAGGCGGUGAUGGAGCAGUCCGGGGCGUGGGUCCAGCUAUCCCAAAAGCCCGAGGGCAUCAACCUGCAGGAACGCGUCGUCACCAUCAGCGGGGAGCCAGAGCAGAACCGCAAGGCCGUGGAGAUCAUUGUCCAGAAGAUCCAGGAGGAUCCGCAGAGCUCUUCCUGCCUCAACAUCUCCUACUCCAACAUCACAGGACCCGUCGCCAACUCCAACCCCACUGGCUCCCCAUACGCCAACUCCACCGAGGUAAUGCCGUCCGCGGCAGCCGCUGCAGCAGCCACGGCUUCCUCUCUGCUCGGCCAGGCCAGCCUGGCUGGAGUCGGGGCCUUCCCGACCACCAUGUCCAGCCUCUCAGGCAACGACCUGCUGGCCAUCACCUCCGCCCUCAACACCCUGGCCAGCUACGGCUACAACACCAACUCCCUGGGCCUGGGGCUGAAUCCCGCCGCAGCCUCAGGGGUGUUAGCAGCUGUGGCAGCUAACGCUAACCCGGCAGCAGCCGCAGCAGCUAAUUUGUUAGCAUCCUACGCCAGCGAUGCAUCCACCAGCGCAGGUCACCCAGCGGCAGGUCUCGGAGGCUUCUCCCUGGGAUCCCUGGCUGCCGCUACAGGGGCCACCAAUGGCUACUUAAGCGCCGCAUCGCCCCUGGUGGCGUCAUCUCUACUGGCCACGGAGAAGCUAGCAGAAGGAGCAAAGGAAGUGGUCGAGAUCGCCGUGCCAGAAAACCUGGUGGGAGCCAUCUUAGGGAAAGGAGGGAAGACGCUAGUGGAGUACCAGGAGCUGACCGGCGCCAGGAUCCAGAUCUCCAAGAAAGGCGAGUUCAUCCCUGGAACUCGGAACAGGAAGGUGACCAUCACGGGUUCCCAGGCCGCCACACAGGCUGCACAGUACCUGAUCAGCCAGCGAAUCACCUACGAGCAGGGGGUACGUGCCACCAACCCACAGAAGGUGGGCUAAACCUGACAGCCAAUGAGAAACGAGGAGGAAAAGAGGAAAAAAAAAAAGAAAGAAAAGUGGGGGUUUGGGGGAGGAGUAUGAAAAAGUGAGAGUGAGAAUGGAAGAAGGAGAGGAGAGCAAGAAUGUCAGAAGGAAUCGUCCGCGCCGUUUUCUUCUGCGUGUUUUCAGUAUUCUCUAUUAUAAAAAAAAAAGAAAUUUGACGCGAAGCAAAAAUGUGCUGAGAAGAUGAGGAGGGAGAGGAGCGAGUUAUCACGCUGAAAAACCAAGAAAAAAAUGUGUAACAUGUAAAUAAGGUUUUAUUACUUAACGUCUUGACCUUUCGGGAUUUUUUAUUGGUUUUGUUUCAUUGUUUUGUUUUAGUAAAUUAAGCUGUCUGUCUGUCCGUUUGUGUAUUGUGUGGACAAAGCUGAAUGCCAUGUAGACAGGCCGACUGCCUGAGAGGGGACCGGAAGUAGGGGGAGGGAGGGAAGGGCAUGGGCACGGAGGGGGGGGAGGGUUUGCGUUUACAGGGUACAACCCUCCGCCCCCCCCAACCCCAAAAUCCCUUAUGGAAACAACCCUUACCCCUCCCUCCCCCUGCAGCCCACACCCCACGCCCUCCCGUAGGGUUUUUGUUUUUCUUCUAGUUUUGAUUUGCCCCUCGGCCCCCCGGCCCCCGCCUCCCAAAAGCCUUCCUCGCUACUUGCCUA
Molecule: messenger RNA, 3114 nt
Organism: Perca fluviatilis (European perch)
Lineage: Eukaryota; Metazoa; Chordata; Actinopteri; Perciformes; Percidae
Gene: nova2
Product: NOVA alternative splicing regulator 2
Exons: 5
Coding region: 866-2425 (519 amino acids)
Biological process (GO): regulation of alternative mRNA splicing, via spliceosome; mRNA splicing, via spliceosome
Cellular component (GO): nucleus; cytoplasm
Molecular function (GO): mRNA binding
Source: RefSeq, a predicted model, not a curated record